ACGAUUUAAACAUUUUAGCUCGUUUCUCGUGGGCUUUGUUCAUUUUAGAAGAAGUCCAUAUGCUUGGCAACCACUCUACCAUGUAUAGCCAGCUUACAUCAAAAAAGAGUUUACUUGGAAGAGGUGGAUUGGAGGGCAUAGGUUCAUCUGUAAUCUAAUCACAAUUAAUGUCAAAGAAAAUACUAAUUUUGUUGUAGGUUAAUUUACUUUAUAAGCACAUAUUAUCUUAAUAAAGUUAAAAUCUCUUUGACAAAGAUUGUCCAAAAACUGUUAUUUGCAUAAACCAAACCAAGCCUUAAGUCCCAUCUGUUAUUUGCACGACUAGAAGAAAAAUAUAGACAUUAUAUUUCUGUUUUGGAGCCAUCCACCGGAGCAUAAAUCAGGUUUUCCGGGACAGAAAAAUAAAGUUAAGGUUCCAUACUCAUAUUUGCACCACUCUUAUCUUAACACUAGUCAAAGACAAUUCAAAAAAAUUGAUUCAAUGCUAUUAGCUAGCAUGAGUACAGUGUUCCAAAGGCACCUGAUCAUUUACCUACUGCUCACAAAUCUCAUUGUCUGUAUUUACAAAGCCAUAUUAUAUAAAUAUGUACAUACACAUAUACAGAGCACCUAGAUUUUCUCAAUUUAAAGAACCUCUCAGGUGGACUGUUUAACUUCCGUACCAUAUUCAGGCCUCAACCUCGGCGUUCACCACUGAUCGAUUACCAAACUUCUCUGGCAACUCUGAGAUGGCGUCUCCAUUCAGGUCCCAUAUACAUGGCGGCGACACAAAAAACCGUGAUGGCGUGCUAUUUGUGGAUCCUCAACAACCGGUUCUUUCAGUGGCACCUCUCAAUAGCAUGCCAUAUACAGGUCCACAUGUAAUAUCUAGUGAUGAUGAUUUAUCCCCAACAGAGAUGGAAAGCGAUCCUAUGGCAAGUAAUGAGCCUGCUCUGGUGUUCUUGCCUUCUCGCCCAACUGAGGAACAGUGGAAUAACAUUUUAGCUGCUACCAAUAGGGGAGUUGGCUUAACAGGAAGUGCUGCAAUGGGAAAAAUAGGGCCAAUUGUAGGGUCAUUGGACAUGGCUGAAUCUGAGGAUGCAUAUGUUUUUCGUGUUUCUCUCCCUGGAGUGAAUCAAAGUAAGUUGGACAUUAGGAUGAAUAAGAAAUGGAAAACUUCAUAAUUGCUUUCUGCAUUCUAAAUAUGUCCCCCCC
Camellia sinensis is the source of this 1194-nucleotide messenger RNA. The record is from RefSeq and is a predicted model, not a curated record. NCBI's taxonomy places the organism in Eukaryota, Viridiplantae, Streptophyta, Magnoliopsida, Ericales, Theaceae.